AUGAAUCGACAGAUUCAUUGGAAUGAGUACAUGUCUCGAUUCCAAUACAAAAUCCAGUAUGUAGAAGGCGCGACCAAUAAGGUCGUGGACUGCCUAUCGAGGUAUUAUGAGAACAACAAUGCGGAUGAAUUCACACCCAUCCAGGACUAUGCAAAUGCAGAUGUUCAUCUAGACCCUGAGUGGGAUGACCUACCCUCCAACCGCAUUGCUGAGCUGCAUGCCAGAAUGACCCAGCGCUCAGCACAGCUGUCCAAGGAUGUGCAGGAGUCAAGGGAUCAAGAGGCCAGUGAGAUGGCCUCCCAUCUGCUGCUAGUGACACCAACUCCAGGUGCAAAGGACGAGGACCCGACAAUUGCUGAAUCACAUACCAACGGACCUCCACUGAAGGCCCGUCUGGAACAGGAUACCCCUUUCCUGGCCGCAGUCCAAAAGGGCUACGGCGAGGACCCAUUAUUCAGGAAGGUCAUUGAAUCCCCAACGGAAUUCAGCACCUUUGUAAUCCGGGACAAGACCAUAUAUACGAAGAACCGCUAG
This is a messenger RNA of Sparassis crispa, 534 nucleotides long. RefSeq lists its product as hypothetical. NCBI's taxonomy places the organism in Eukaryota, Fungi, Basidiomycota, Agaricomycetes, Polyporales, Sparassidaceae. The record is from RefSeq and is a predicted model, not a curated record. The transcript has a single exon. Bases 1 to 534 code for a protein of 177 amino acids.